Glossina fuscipes is the source of this 1629-nucleotide messenger RNA. RefSeq names its product septin-2 (gene Septin2). The coding region runs from base 181 to 1437 and encodes 418 amino acids. The record is from RefSeq and is a predicted model, not a curated record. The transcript has a single exon. NCBI's taxonomy places the organism in Eukaryota, Metazoa, Arthropoda, Insecta, Diptera, Glossinidae. Gene Ontology annotation, biological process: cytoskeleton-dependent cytokinesis. Gene Ontology annotation, molecular function: GTPase activity; molecular adaptor activity; GTP binding. Gene Ontology annotation, cellular component: septin complex; septin ring; microtubule cytoskeleton.
AGGGGUUUUCAGUUUCGUACUUGUUAAAACAUAAUGGCAAAAAAGAUGUAUCAUUUAUUGCAUUUAUCGUAAAAAAUUUUCAGUUUGUUUGCAACAACACUCUUUGGAAGUACUUUUCUAUUGUUUUACACAAAAGUGUCUGUAAAGAUUUUGUUAUAAAGUGAAAUUUAUCAGAGAAAAAUGUCGGCUGAAGUGGAAUUUCCCAAAAAAGAACCACAUUUACGUGCAUUGAAACUGUCUGGACAUGUGGGUUUCGACAGUCUACCUGAUCAAUUGGUAAACAAAAGUGUUCAAAAUGGAUUUGUGUUUAAUGUUAUGUGCAUUGGCGAGACAGGCUUGGGAAAAUCUACUCUAAUGGAUACACUGUUUAAUACUAGCUUUGAGUCCACACCCAGUUCUCAUACAUUACCGCACGUAAAAUUGAAGGCCCACACGUAUGAGUUGCAGGAGAGCAAUGUACGAUUAAAGUUAACAAUAUGCGAUACGGUGGGCUACGGCGACCAAAUUAACAAAGAUGAUUCAUUUAAGGCAGUGGUUGAUUAUAUUGAUGCUCAAUUUGAGGCUUAUCUACAAGAAGAACUAAAAAUAAAGCGUUCUUUGAUUUCCUGUCACGAUAGUCGCAUACACGCCUGUUUGUAUUUCAUUUGCCCUACUGGGCACGGUCUAAAAUCAUUGGAUUUAGUGUGCAUGAAAAAGUUGGAUAGCAAGGUAAACAUAAUACCAAUCAUAGCCAAAGCCGAUACUAUAUCCAAGCAAGAGUUGCAAAGAUUUAAGUCAAAAAUCAUGCAAGAACUUUUCAAUAACGGCGUACAGAUAUACCAAUUUCCCACAGAUGAUGAAACGGUGUCGGAAACAAAUUCGGCCAUGAAUGAUCAUGUACCCUUUGCAGUAGUGGGCAGUACAGAAUUUAUUAAAGUAGGCAACAAACUUAUACGAGCACGACAAUAUCCCUGGGGCACAGUUCAGGUGGAAAAUGAGUCCCAUUGUGAUUUUGUUAAAUUGAGAGAAAUGAUAAUACGCACCAACAUGGAAGACAUGCGCGAGAAAACGCAUUCAAAACACUAUGAACUGUAUCGUCAGAGACGUCUUGAGGAAAUGGGCUUCUCUGAUGUGGACAGUGAAAACAAACCAAUUUCAUUUCAACAAACAUUCGAAGCCAAACGUUCUAAUCAUUUAGCCGAAUUGCAAGCUAAGGAGGAAGAAGUGCGUCAAAUGUUUGUACAAAGGGUUAAAGAAAAGGAAGCUGAACUAAAGGAAAGUGAAAAGGAUCUGCACGCUAAAUUUGAGAAACUUAAGCGCGAUCAUGCCGAUGAGAAACGUAAAUUGGAAGAGUCGCGUAAAAAAUUAGAAGAAGAUUUCUUAGAGUUUACACGACGCAAACAGCAAUUGGCCACAACGCACCACACCCUGACUUUGGGUAAAAGCAAGAAGAAGUAAAUAAAUAAACGCUAGAUCCAUUGAAAAAAAAAAGAACGGAAAAGAAAUAAACAAGAAGAGUAAAAAAUAAACUCUUUGCUGCUAUAAGUUGAGUAUGUCUCUUGGCAUAGUUAGAACGUUUUUGCAUUUUAAUUCAAUUUCACUUUAUUUUCUCUUUAAAUUUUUUACUGCUCUAAUUUUUUAAAAAUAUAU